AAGACAAGGACUCCACCCUCCACUCUCUCGUCGAAAAAUAUCUCCAAGCGCAGACGUUGGAAGUAAGACAAGGACUCCACCCUCCACUCUCUCCGCUCUCACUCUCAGGCUUCGCUAGGGCUAGGCUAGGGUUUCUGAGAAUUGGAAUUGUAAUUGGAAUUGGGGCACAGAAACAGCAGCAGCAGCUGCAGAAGAAUAUGGCAUCCACCUCCAUUGCACUCUCAGCUCUCUCAAUAUCACCCUCUUCUACCUCUCAACCCCACAGAAACCCUAGCGCCUACUCUUCUGCCUCCCUUCCCCGCCAUCUUCCCCCCUACAACCUAUCUACCACGUUUCUCGGCUCAAGGCUUUCCAUUCGAAUGCCGAAUCUAAAGCACAUGGCUUCCAAGCCUCGGACGGCCGUCGCCACCGUCCUCUUCAGCCUCCCAACAGCGAAGCCCGACAGGAAUUCUACUGGGGAAAACUCCAAAUGGUCCGCUAGAGCGAUAAAGUCGUUUGCUAUGGCUGAAUUGGAAGCAAGGAAGCUUAAAUAUCCCAAUACAGGGACCGAAGCACUUUUCAUGGGGAUGCUGGUUGAGGGAACAAGCCUAGCUGCAAAGUUUCUUAGAGCUAAUGGAAUCACGCUCUUCAAGGUUCGAGAUGAAACUGUAAAUUUACUUGGAAAAUCAGACAUGUACUAUUUCAGCCCUGAGCAUCCUCCAUUAACUGAACCAGCUCAGAGGGCCCUUGACUGGGCUUUUGAUCAGAAACUAAAAUCAGGAGAAAAUGGGGAAAUAACAGUAACUCAUCUGCUUCUUGGGAUUUGGUCUGAAAAAGAGUCAGCAGGUCACAAGAUCUUGGCGUCCCUAGGUUUUGAUGAUGACAAAGCUACAGAGCUUUCCAAAUUUAUGGAUAAGGAUUAUGAUCGUAGCUUUAAAUAAGGUAUAAGGAGGCAAAAACGUCCCAUUCUCCAAACAAUUGCUUGCUGUCAAACCUUCGCCUACACAGCCUUGAAAAGAUAUCGCUUCCUGGUGCUUUUGGUUCAGGAAGUUCCUCUGCAUAUGGUGUGUUUCAGGAUGGAGAUUCGCAAACAAUUGUUCGUUGAUAUAAAUUUUGUAUUCGUUGUAUUACCGAAUUCAUGGAAUUCAAAAAUUCCAUGCAGCAGUAACAUGGCGCGUAAUUGACUCUUGCAAGAAAGAAAAGAAAAAUGAUUCACUUGUUUCUAUUUCAUUAGUUUUUACCUUGCCUUGCUAAGCAUUCAGCCGCUUUCCAACAUCUGAUGUAUUGACGCUUUCAUUGUAUUAUAAGACCAAGAGUUGAAACAUUCA
This is a messenger RNA of Pyrus x bretschneideri (Chinese white pear), 1307 nucleotides long. Its product is annotated as ATP-dependent Clp protease ATP-binding subunit CLPT1, chloroplastic. The coding region runs from base 198 to 920 and encodes 240 amino acids. The record is from RefSeq and is a predicted model, not a curated record. The transcript is spliced from 6 exons. Lineage: Eukaryota; Viridiplantae; Streptophyta; Magnoliopsida; Rosales; Rosaceae.